CCAAGUGCCAUGUUCUGCAUGCAGGGCUAAAAUAAAAGCAGCUGUCUCAAUCCACUCGCUUGAGAGAAGGGAGAGGUGCGUGUUUCAGUGGAGCUGGUCUCCACUAGACUCUGUAUUCAGGGGACUGGGAACUUUGUCUCGCAAAGAAAACCAAGCAAAAACAAGCCUGUGUGGAGAGGACUAUAAAGAUUUUUUCCAGUGACAAAGAGGCUGCGGUUCUCUCACAGAGUUCUGAACAUUAGGAAAGGUUCGGUAGGUGGUAAGAAAUCAGCCAGUGGACAGCCAGGAGGGACUAGCCAGGGCAACAAGGCGCCCCAGGAGCCCCAGGAGGUGGUCUCACUGAAGGAGAGGAUGGCUUUGUAUCAAGCAGCUGUGUCCAAAGUAGAGAUCAGCAAUUCCUCUGCAAAUGCUCUUGAAGAAACAGAGGCUUGUAGGAUACCUGGAGGUUUGGCAAGCGUGAAGAACCAAUUUGAAAAAGGAGAAACUGCCUCAUCGCAGAGUUCUCAGUACCAAUACCAGCAGAAAUCUGUACAGAAGGUGACGAGUCGAAGCCAAGCCACAAUGUCAAGCAGCAGCAGCAGCACAGAAACCAGAGUGAACGAGGUGGCAUCAAAGGCAACUCAGCGGGAAGCCUUUCAAUCAGAAAAGGUCUCCCAUCGUGAACAAGGUUUGUCUGGGGCUAAGAGAGCUUCUAACGUCACUCAAGGCAUUGAGGAAACAGUGGUCAAUGCAGCUACAGAUGAGGAGAUCUCAAAGAUUUCUAUGCAAUCCUUAAAGCAGCAGUUUGAAAAAACAGCCCAGUUCCAUUCUGGCCGAGAGAGUGGAACGCCUGCAAAACAGAUCAAGAUUGAAAAUGAGUAUCAAGAAACGGCCUGGCCUUCUGCAGCCUUUUCCUCUUCUGCUGAAGUGGCUUCUACAAAUAGACAGCAAGGAAUAUAUAUGGCGAGGGGAACCGAGUACACAUCUGCUGCCUCGACUGCAGCUUAUAGCUGCUCUUCCAAGUAUGCAAGUACAGAGGAGUUCCCUCCUCCACCUUCUCCAGACUUACUACAGGCUCCACCUGAAAUGACAGAGUUUUCCCAGUCCCCUGAAUCCUCUCCCUCUCCAUCGAAGCAGCCCCUUCCCAAAGAUCUGUAUUCCAAGCAAAGAAACCUUUACGAAUUAAAGCGUUUGUACAAACACAUCCACCCAGAAUUGAGAAAGAAUUUGGAAAAAGAUUACUUCAACGAUAUUUCUGAUAUCGUGUCUAGUGACACUGAAACAAGCAGCUCAGCUGCAAGAGAUGUACGGCAGACGAGGUACGUCUUUGAAAACACAGAGAGCAGCCCUCAGAAGUGCAUGAGCCCAGAAAGGGAAUAUCUGGAGUGGGAUGAAAUCCUCAAGGGAGAGGUCCAAUCUAUGAGGUGGAUCUUUGAGAAUCAGCCUCUGGAUUCCAUCAAAGAUGAAUCUCCUGAGCCGGACAAUGUUAAAAGCAUUGCCAGCCAAGAAAUCAUUGCAGGUGGGGAUGUUAAGUAUACCACCUGGAUGUUUGAAAACCAGCCCAUUGAUGCACUGGGUGGACAUUCUUCAGACAACACAGAAAGCGCAGACAGAAUUCCUGAAUUGGCUCGAGGCGAUGUCCGCACAGCCGCGUGGAUGUUUGAAACUCAGCCACUGGACUCGAUGAAUCAAAUUCACCAUGAGAAAGAGCAGGAAUCCAAUGAAACCUCUGAUGAGGAGAUCACUGGUGGAGAUGUGAAAACGGUGAGGUAUAUGUUUGAAACACAACAUCUGGAUAGCAUUGGACAACUUUAUUCAGUGGAUGAAGCUAAGCUGCUGCAGCUCCGAUCUGAAUUACAGGAGAUUAAAGGCGGUGUGAAGAGAAGUAUAAGGCAUUUUGAAACGCUACCAAUGUAUGUUAUUAGAAACAAUUUGGGCCAAAUGCUAGAGAUUAAAACUGUCCACAGAGAAGACCUUGAGAGAGGAGAUGUCAGGACAGUGCGCUGGAUGUUUGAAACGCAGCCUUUGGACACAAUCAACAAAGAUUCCUUGGAAAUCAAAGUUGUCCGUGGAAUCUCCAUGGAGGAGGGUGUCAAAGGUGAAGUAGGCAGGGCAAAAUGGCUCUUUGAAACCCAGCCUUUAGAUGCCAUUAAGGAGGAGACUGAAGAAACUGUGGUGGAAAAAGAAGUCAUCCUAGGCACUGAUGUCUGCAGAAAAUGCUGGCUUUUUGAGACUCAGCCUCUUGACACUCUAAAAGAAAGUGAAGAUGAAAAUCCUCUACCCACAGAAGAAAUAAUAGGAGGUGAUGUAAAUACCACAAAACACUUGUUUGAAACACUACCAAUGGAUAUGCUGAAAGAUAGCCCAGAUGUUGGGAAGCUUCAGAAAAUGGCUGCCACUGAGGAAGAAAAAGGGGAUGUGAGGCACCAGAAAUGGAUUUUCGAGACUAAGCCCCUUGAACAGAUUAGAGAGGAAAGGAAAGAAGUCAUAAGAACUGUGAGACUGGAGGAAAUUGACAAGGGGGAUGUGAGCAGCUGCAAACAUGCAUUUGAAAUGUGCCGUUUAAGAAAACAUGAUGACUCAUGUAAAAUCCAUGUGGAAGGUGUAACAAGAGGUGCUGUAAAAUUAAACAAAGGUCUUUUUGAAACAACUCCAUUAUAUGCCAUCCAAGAUAGACAUGGAAAAUAUCAUGAGGUUAAAACAAUUCGACAAGAGGAGGUCGUGAAAGGGGAUGUCAGGAAUUGCAGGUGGCUGUUUGAGACAAGGCCCAUUGACCAGUUUGACGAGAGUAUUGAAAAAAUUGAGGUCAUCAAAGGGAUCUCCUCACAAGAAGUACAGUCAGGUGAUGUCAAAACAGCCAAGUGGCUAUUUGAAACUCAGCCCCUUGACUCCAUCAAAUACUUUAGCAAUGUGGAAGAUGAAGAAAGCACAGAACAGACUGAGACAACAGAAAUUGUGAAGGGGAACGUUAAAACAUGCAGGUGGUUAUUUGAAACCCAGCCAAUGGAAUCUCUAUACGACAAAGAGAAGGUCAUGACAGACAGUGAAGAAAUCCACAGAGGAGAUGUCAAGACCUGUACCUGGCUCUUUGAAACUCAGCCUCUUGAUGCAAUAAGGGAAGAAACAGAAACAGCCAUAAAACUUCACACUGUGGAGCAGGAGGACAUUCAGGGAAGUGAUGUCCGCACAGCUUGUUUCCUUUUUGAGACUGAAAACCUAGAAAAUAUCCAAGGAGAAGAAGAGAAAGAACUCAAGCGGGUGGUGGAAAUUGACAUCCAGCCUGGAGAUGUCUCCACCAUGCGGUAUAAAUUUGAGAAUCAAUCGUUAGACUCAAUAAAUGUCAGCUCAGAGGAAGUUGUGAACAAAAUUAAAACCAUCCAAAGUGAAGAUAUACAGAAAGGGGAUGUUUUGCGCUGCUGUUGGCUUUUUGAGAACCAGUCAAUUGAUGAAAUAACAGACCACCAGGGAGACAGGACCUCAGUUAAAACUGUUACAGACAUACAAGGUGGAAAUGUGAGGAAAGGAUGCUUCGUCUUUGAGACUUUUUCUUUGGACCAGAUUAAAGAUGAAUCUUCUGUAGAUGUCAGCACCAAGAAAACCAUAAGUGAAGAAGAAAUAGCCAAAGGCGAUGUGAAAAGCUACAGAAUGCUCUUUGAGACCCAGCCACUUUAUGCAAUUCAAGACAAAGAAGGGUAUUAUCAUGAGGUGACUACCGUGAAGAAGGAAGAAGUAAUUCAUGGGGAUGUACGUGGAACACGGUGGCUGUUUGAAACCAAGCCUUUAGGAUCAAUAAACAAAUCAGAUAAUGUGUAUGUUAUAAAAUCUGUCACCCAGGAAGAUAUUCAGAAAGGAGACGUUAGUUCAGUCAGAUACCGAUUUGAAACACAGCCGCUGGACACCAUUUCAGAUGAGGAAAAAUUCAUUGUACCCACAGUUGACAGUGUGCAGGGUGGCAACGUGAAAGCCAACAAGAAAUUAUUUGAGUCUGAAGAAAGCCAAGGAGGCAUGUAUGUAAGAACAGUGAGUGUCAGCGAAAUACAGCAAGGCAAUGUCAAAACGUCUACUUGGUUAUUUGAAACACACACCAUGGAUGAGAUUAGAGGAGAGGGGUCAGAGUAUAAAGAUGUCAAGACAGUAACAAAGGAGGAUGUGCAAGAAGGUGAUGUUCAGCAGGCAGUGUGGCUUUUUGAAAACCAGCCUCUGGACUCCAUUAAGGAAACUGAUGAAAACGGUACAAAAAUAGAUAAAGAAGAAAUUCCUCAGGCAGAUGUAAAGACUACGACGUGGCUGUUUGAAACAACUCCCUUCCAUGAAUUCAAUGAAAGCAGAGUUGAAAAGGAAGAAAUCAUAGGGAAGAGUGUGGAAGAAACUUUAAAGGAACUUUAUUCUCACAAAGUCGUAGAAUCCCAUGGGAUCAUCUUGGAAGCAGAUGAAAUUGGUGAUGUCCGAAUGACAAAAUAUCAACUCAUGAAUCAGGAGGCUCCUGAAAUACAAAAAGAAGAGAUCAUUAGAGGAGAUUUAGCCAACAUCAUGUUGAACCUGCUGUCCAAACCAGGCCCUGUUGAAAGGGAAACGAAAGUCAAUGAAGAUGAAAAGGGAAAUGUGAAUUUAGCAAAAGAGCAAUUGCUGAAUAGAUCAACAGAUGUUCAUAUUGAAAAGGAAGAGGUAGUGAGAGGUGAUAUACAGCAAGCCAUAAAAAACCUGUUUAGUAAGGACAGCUCUGUAAAACGUGGAAUUUUAAUUCAGGAAAACGAGAGAGGUGAUAUUAACAUGACAGUCUAUUCUCUCUUUCACAAAAAGGAUAGUGAUAAAAUCGAGCAAGAAGAAGUGAUAUGUGGCGAUGUGAAGCGUACAAUUCAUAGCCUUCUCUCUUCUGCAGUGAAUUAUGAAAUAUCAGGAAGACCUAAAAUAGAUGAUUCAGAAAGGGGAAAUGUUCAGUUUUUCACAACAUGCAUAGAAGCUGGGGCACUAGAUUAUUUGAAACUACUCCAGACAGGGGAAAAUGAAACAUUUGCAAGACGUAAUCAAGAAGAGGAGGAGGAGGAGGAAAUAAUUGGUGGUGAUGUUGAAGCUACAAAACUGUUGCUUAAGAAAAAGAAGUCUCAAAUUCAGCGGACAGUUGAGGAAACUGAUAUAAUUCCUGGAGAUGUGUGCAAUGCAGUUAAAAUCUUUACAACAGAGCCACAAAAUACAUCUUGUCAUAUAUGCAAAGAAGAAAUUAUAAGGGGUGAUUUGAAGGCAGCUUUAAAUUCCCUCAGCCAGGCCAUAAAUCAAACAACUGUUACAGAGAAGGAAGAAAUUAUAAAAGCUGACAUCCUUGCAAUUCUGAAGUCCCUUAAAGAAUCAGCUUCUCAGCUGAAGGAAACAGAAAAGCCUGAUGUCAUCCCUGGAGAUAUUAAGCAAGCGAUUGAAUCUCUGGAGAAAGCAAGACACACAAAAAGCCAGGUAUUGAGAGAAGAGGUUGUUCGAGGUGACCUUGAGUCCACACUGAGGUCUUUAAAAGCAGCACAGCAGUCUUUCAAGAGCGUCAGCAAAGAAGAAAUGCUCAGGAGGGAUGUUCAGAUGGAGGUAGCGAGCUCUCUUGAAACUUCCACAGAAACUAAAACAAAGCUACACCAAGCAGGUACAGGCCGAGAGAUGAAGAGGCUCACCAAGCAACUGCCUGAGCCAUCUCAGCCAUUAGUCAAGAAGCAAGUUAAUGUAACUGAAAGUUCACAAAAUAAUAUUGAAGAAUGUCACCGGGAACUUCAUGAAGGAAUGAAGACUGGGGAGGAGAGCGUUCUCACCGGAGGCACCAGAGCAAUCCAUUCUGUUCAGAAAUGGAGCAGCAAGGCACAUGAGUCAGAUAAGAAAAAUGUGAAGUGCUUAUCUAAUUCCCAGCACAAGGUCACCGAGAAAGUGGAUAAGUCCAUGGAUAAGGUCAGAGUCCAGAACAUUGUGAAAGGGGAAGCAAAAAGUCAUACAGAUCAAUAUGUGAUUGAUCAACCUGCUCUUCCUAGCAGUAUUCAGAAAAACGAAAGAACAGAGAAGUCAGAGGGAGGUGGAAUCCUGAAGAAAGGCUGUUCACCCGGCAUUGUACCGUCUGCAAAACAAGUAAUGACUGGAAAGAAGCAGAAUGUGUUCCAGGAACGUAAAGAUGAAGAAUAUUUUGACAUAAGCGUUCAGGAGGAGAGGAAAGAAAAAUCAAAAUUGUCAGCCCGUGAUCACAGCUCUCAUCGCAGGGGUGCGGAGCAGCUGGUCAGCAUGUCAACUGGCAUGAUUUCCAAAGCAACCGGUCAUGUUGAAGUGCAAGGGGCACAGCAAGAUAGAAAACAAUCUCAGUAUUCAAAGGCAGUUUGCCAAGAGAAGAAAAAGAAUGUUAAGGCGACCCAAGCAGAGGUUUCCAUGGCAUCAGAACAGAAUAUUAAAACCAAUAAAAAAGUCAGAGUCACCCAGGAAAUGCACAGCCAAUUUAAAGAAGCCGAGAGGAAGCAAGACAUUAUUCAGCAAAAUGAAAAAUCCACACUGAAGUUUCAAGGGAAGUCUAAAGGGGAAGCUGCAUCAUCGGACUUCAGAGGUGUGCUGAAAAACCCACGGAAUCCAACCAAAAAACCCCAAAACCCAGACAGGUCAGAAAUCGAUUCUCCGCCUCCCCCGCCGCCUCCCCCUUCGCCCCCAAUAUCAGUGACUUCAUCCGAAGCAGAUCUUCCUCUGCCUCCUCCUCCUCCUCUGACUCAUUUCAUGAUGGCUUCUGACAGACAAAGCUUUCCUUCCCCUCCGCCCCCCAUAGGACAGGCUAAAGCCGAAUAUGAACAUUUUCCUCCUCCACCUCCGCUCCCUAUCGAAGAUGAGCAUGAAUUGGUGGCUUUGGCUUCAUCUCCUGUUCCUCAGCCCUUUGCUGUUCAUCAGGCAAAGCAAAGGAAAGAACAUUUCCUCAAGCGUCUAGACAACACUUUGCAGCAGUCGACUCAGCUUCAUGCCAGUGUUAAGCCUGGCAAGGCCCCUCACACCAAGAAACAUCCUCCAACAGAACUUACGAAAGAGCCAGAAGCUCCCCAGCCUAAAGCAUCUCACAAAGUUCCCCCAAGCAUUGUCCAGAUGCACCAAGAAAACAAUACCACAAAAAUAAUGGAAGAAAACAUGGAAAGCACAACAACGAGGAAUGUCGUUAGCUGUGAAAAGAGAGAGGAAAGGGUUUGUGCAAGGGCUGAAGAGGUUAGAAGGCCAGCAUCAGUUAUGGAAGUGAUCAAGCUGGAGCCCUCGCCAUUAAAGAAAACAAAUGCAUUUCCGCUUGUCAAAUCUCCUUCCCUGCCAGCAGAUGUGACACAAGCAAGUCCUAAGCCUUAUGUGCGAAAAUUCAAAACCCCUUUAAUGAUUGCAGAAGAAAAAUAUAGGCAGCAAAGGGAACAGAUGGAGCAGAAGCAAACCCAAGAUGUUUGCAAAGUGGUUAUGAGAAGAAACAGUGAAACUUCGGGAAGUUCAGUUCAGACAGAGCCAGAACACUGUCUGCCAGUACUAAAACCAGACAAACAGGAUCAAACCCCUCUGCCAGGUCUUUUGCCCUCAGCUCCAGAUCAGCCCACUCAGCCUGAAUGUCAGGGAAAGGCACAAGUCGUGGUGUCACAAAGCAAUAAACUGCAGUCUAUGUCAAUGGUAUCAGCUGCUGAACAGUCUCAAACCGUUGUUAAGAUCUCAGCAGAGCAACACACUCAAAAAACAUCAACUCAUGAGUCAGAAAACCUAACAAAGCACUAUGUGUCUUCUCAGAAGGUACAGACCCAUGAAGAACGUCCUAUGCAUGCAGGAGAGCAACACAAAAAUGUGGAGCAUUUGCACAUGCCCAGAAGUAAACUGGUCUCCCCUACUUUCAGUGUAAGAACCGUCAAGCUUCCCACCUUAGAGCAAAGUUCAUAUGAAACCCACAAGGAGUCUGAGAUGCAUAAAAAGCAAGAGGGAACUAGCCUCCAGAAUGCUGUGAAGCAAGAAGUUCAAGAGAAGCAGAAAGACAAUGUAAGCACUUCUAUAAGAAAAAAGCAAAGCACCGCAAAGACAAAUAACCAGGUGAGCGUUGAUGAGAAGAUGCAUGUGGGGAAAGGACUCCUGAAAUAUACAGAAGGCAAGCAGGAUGUAAGAGAGAAAGAUUCAAGUGAAGCGAAGCAAAUAUUAGUUCAAAGGAACGAAACAGGGAAAGAAGAAAUGAAGCAAGAAAGAGUCUCCUUGGCUGUGGAAAGAAAGCAGAAGCAAGUCAUUGCUUGCCCUAAGGAAGAGAAAGUAAUAAUCCAAAGAAAACAAGAGGAGGUUAGCAAUAAAUCAGAGAAAAUGGUCAAGCAAAAGAUAAUUGAUAUGCAUCAGGAGUCACAGACGUCUAUCUCACAGCAAGCGAAAACAUUUGUUUCAGAAACAAAUGCCCAAAAUAAGAAACUGUCCCAGAAAACUAGCAGCCUGCAAGGAAAGGAAUAUGCCCAGGAAAAGUCCACACAGCAGAAAAAAGGCCUUUUAAAGGCAACAGAGAUGAAACAAGAGCUGGCACAGAAAAAGGCAUUAUCAUCCAUUUCACCAGGAGGAUCACUGCAGAGUAAUGAGAAAAGCCCAGUAGAUAUAUUAGAGUUUUUGAGGAAACGUGAGGAGGUACAGCAGGUGUUGUCCAGAGUGAAGGAGUUUGAAACUGAGCCAAAUAAAAAUGGGUUCAAAACAUUACAGACAUUCUUAAACGUCAUUCCAGAAUGGUUGGUAGAACAAGACAGGAAGCAAAACUUAGCUUACUUCACACAAGAGAAUGAUGUUGAGAAGACGAAAGAAGAGUUAUCGCUGAUCAAAGAUCAAGCCACCAAAAUGCUUGAGUCCUUUGAGGAGGCCAUCCAGACAGCCAUGAAUUCCACGAAACCCCAAAAACCGAGGAAAGAGAUCCCUAAAGUUGGAGGAUCAUUGCAGAAGACAGCUAAAGUAAGCAUUGGUUCAAGCAGGAAAGAAUCACAGGAGACUAAAGAGAUGAUCAAAGACACAAGGGCACAUCGGGAGAUGAAACAGCAAGUUAGUGAACACAGGUUUUCGGAAACCAGAACUUCUUCACCCUCAACCCUAAGAAUGAGAGCACCUUCACCUACUUACAUUACAAUUGAAUCUAGAUGCAUUGAAUCUCCUCUCAGGGAGGUCUUGUCUCCUGUUCAAAGGGAAAGUACCCCAGUUCCACCAUCACCACCUCCCAGGUCUACUACACCAACAUCUAAGGUGCAGCGGCCAGUUGGCUGCCACUCCCCCUCUCCUCCAAGAAGCCGUUCUGAGCAGCUGGCCAAGCUUAAAGACACCACAGUAAAACUCGCUCAAGGAGCAACGCAAAACCGAUCAGUAACCCCAGUUCCUAUUGUGGAAAAAAGGUCAGAGAUAGUGAAAUCUCCUGCAACACUCCGCCGACAAAUCAAGAUUGAGGCACGGCAAUCUGAUGUUUUAACUUCAAAAAUGUCGUCCAUAAAUGAAUCCCAAAUAACUGCUGGUACAGUGAAAAAAGCUCACGAAGAAUCCAAAACAAACCAGACUCACAUCUCCAAAAAGGGAGGAAACAUUCCAGAAGGCUUAGAGCCACAUGGACAAAAUAUGGACUCUGUCUGCAGGACUCAAAAUAUUGAGGUUUCCAAGGCUGGUCCCCAAGGUCUUGCACAGAAGGCCGAAGUCCCUGAAUUGAUUAUUCCCAUAAGGAAGGAACCGUGUGCAUCUGAAAAACUGGGCAAGGAGAGUGAGGAUAAAAUACAUGUAGUGUUAGGAACACUUCAUGAUAAGCCGGUGGCUGAGUUGAAAACAAAGAAAAAGUAUGUUGAGAAUGGUGUAAUCAGUGGUAAAAUAAAAGAAGAAAGGCACAGGGUUAGGAAGGAGGAAUUGAGCCAAACUUCCGAAGAGAGUGAGAAGAGAUUAGAUAGCUUCCAAAAGUUUCCAGGCAAGUGGCAAAGAGAACCCAAGGAAAAUGCACAUUGGAAGCAAAAGCAAUGUGCCAUUAAAGAGCAUCCGUUGGAACCCACGGUGUGCUUUGAUGCAAAGUUCCACACCGAAUGCUCCUCCGGCAUGGAUACAUUUGAGAACACCGUCGUGGAAUCGAGAACUGCCACCUCCACAUCACGAAGUGCAGAUGGGAUGCAGUCAGGAUUUGGCUUCAAGCGUGCACCGCCAACCUAUGAAGACGUCAUCUCAGGGCACAUCUUGGGUAUUUCUGCUGCUGAUUCACCAGAAGAGCUGCUAAGGAAUUUUCAGAAGACUUGGCAAGAAAGCGAGAGAGUCUUCAAAAGCCUUGGCUACACUGUGUCUGAUGCUGCCGAAGCAGAAGUGAGAAGUAGCUUCCAUGAGGAGGCAGAGUUUAUCAGUGAAAGUGCAACUUCAGGGAAAGGAAACGUGCCUACUUUGUCAAAAGAGAGUCUAUCCAAUGGAAUGCCUGGUUGCCGACAAGCAAACCUUUCAUAAAUCAUGUUUCCGGUGUCACCACUGUGGCAGUAAAUUAAGCUUGGGAAAUUACGCUUCUCUCCAUGGAAAAAUAUACUGUAAACCCCAUUUCAAGCAACUUUUCAAAUCCAAAGGAAAUUAUGAUGAAGGUUUUGGACACAAGCAACAUAAAGAAUUAUGGAUUCCCAAAGAUCAAAA
Messenger RNA from Zootoca vivipara (common lizard), 10581 nucleotides. It is a transcript of the gene XIRP2, whose product is annotated as xin actin binding repeat containing 2. NCBI's taxonomy places the organism in Eukaryota, Metazoa, Chordata, Lepidosauria, Squamata, Lacertidae. Gene Ontology annotation, molecular function: actin filament binding. The record is from RefSeq and is a predicted model, not a curated record. Gene Ontology annotation, biological process: actin cytoskeleton organization; actin filament organization. Gene Ontology annotation, cellular component: stress fiber; focal adhesion.